GCCCUAGGAUCUCUGCGCCGAGGCCCGCGGCGGGAGUCACCACGGCCCUGAUCUCGCUGACGCCCUUGCUGCCGACCGCCCGCCCGGGCCUCCCACCAGCCAUGCCGAGGUAGCAUCUCCGAGUCGCCCCACCCGCGACACCCGCUGCAGCCACGGGCCCCCCUCGCGGGCGUGGCCUCCGCGCCCUGGCCCCGCCCCCGCGCCCCCAUUGGUCGGGCCUGGGGUUGGGGGUGCGGGCGGCACCGACGGCUGGGCCGGGACAGAGACUCGGGGGAAUCUCACCACUCGGGUCGCUGCCGGAGCUCGCCCGUCGCCCUCUGCGCUGCACGGACCGCGGCCACAACCAGACAGGCGGGCACGACUGCGACAGACGGAUUGACGGACAGUCCCAGCCCGCGGAGUAGCCCCGGCCUCGAGGCGCUGGCGUCCGCGUCCUCUCGGCCCGGAUCCUGGGCAGGUGCCGCGCGGAAGGCGCUCCGGGAACAGCGCUGAGGCCGCGGACCGCCAAGCCCAGCACCCCACUCGCCGUCGGGGCGUCCCUGGGCCCAGAGGCGGCCGCGGAGCCGAUGCGCGCCCUCUGAGCACCCCCGGCCCACCAUGGCCGCGCGCCCCGGCCCGCUUUGGCUCCUGGGCCUGGCGCUGUGCGCGCUGGGCGGGGAUGGCCCCGGCCCGCGACCCCCUCCCGGCUGUCAUCAGCGGCGUCUGGGCGCCCGCGAGCGCCGGGACGUUCAGCGCGAGAUCCUGGCUGUGCUCGGGCUGCCCGGGCGGCCCCGGCCCCGCGCGCCACCAGCCGCCUCUCGGCUGCCCGCGUCCGCGCCGCUCUUCAUGCUGGACCUGUACCACGCCAUGGCCAGCGACGACGACGAGGACGGCGCGCCCCCGGAGCGGCGCCUGGGCCGCGCCGACCUGGUCAUGAGCUUCGUCAACAUGGUGGAGCGAGACCGUGCCCUGGGCCACCAGGAGCCCCACUGGAAGGAGUUUCACUUUGACCUGACACAGAUCCCAGCUGGGGAGGCGGUGACAGCCGCGGAGUUCCGGAUUUACAAGGUGCCCAGCACCCACCUGCUCAACAGCACCCUCCACGUCAGCAUGUUCCAGGUGGUCCAGGAGCAGUUCAACAGGGAGUCUGACUUGUUCUUUUUGGAUCUUCAGACGCUUGGAGCUGGGGAUGAGGACUGGCUGGUGCUGGACAUCACAGCAGCCAGUGACCGCUGGUUGCUGAAGCGUCACAAGGACCUGGGACUCCGCCUCUAUGUGGAGACUGAGGAUGAUGGAGUCUCACUCUGUCACCAGUCUGGAGUGCAGUGGCACAGUCUCAGCUCACUGCAACCUCUGUUUCCCAGAUUCAAGCAAUUCUCCUGCCUCAGCCUCCUGAGUAGCUGGGACUAUGAGUGCACGCCACCAAGCCCAGCUAAUUUUUGUAUUUUUAGUAGAGAUGGGGUUUCACCAUAUUGGCCAGGAUGGUCUCCAUCUCUUGACCUGGUGAUUCGCCCGCCUCAGCCUCCUAAAGUGCUGGCAUUACUUGCCCAGCCUGAUUCAGGUUUUAAAAGAGAACGCUCUGAGAUGCCCCCUCUCUCAGGAUGGAGCCAAGUUCCCUACGCCUUCCGUGGGCUGCGCUCAGUGACUUCUUGGCACAAUGUGGAUCCUGGCUUGGCCGGCCUGCUGGGCCAACGGGCCCCACGCUCCCGACAGCCUUUUGUGGUCACUUUCUUCAGGGCCAGUCAGAAUCCCGUCCGCACCCCUCGGGCAGUGAGGCCACUGAGGAGGAGGCAGCCGAAGAAAACCAACGAGCUGCCGCAGGACAGCCGACUCCCAGGCAUCUUUGAUGAUGUCCACGGUUCCCAUGGCCGGCAGGUCUGCCGUCGGCACGAGCUCUACGUCAGCUUCCAGGACCUCGGCUGGCUGGACUGGAUCAUCGCCCCGCAAGGGUACUCGGCCUAUUACUGUGAGGGUGAGUGCUCCUUCCCGUUGGGCUCCUGCAUGAACGCCACCAACCAUGCCAUCCUGCAGUCCCUGGUGCACCUGAUGAAGCCAGAUACAGUCCCCAAGGCGUGCUGUGCGCCCACCAAGCUGAGCGCCACCUCCGUGCUCUACUAUGACAGCAGCAACAACGUCAUCCUGCGCAAGAAGCGCAACAUGGUGGUCAAGGCCUGCGGCUGCCACUGAGCCCAGCCCGCCCGCCCUUCUCAUCGGAUUGGGCCCCUCGGAAGCAGGAAACCCUUCAGUGCUGUCACAGCUCAAGCAGGAGUGUCAGGGGCCCUCACUUUCUGUGCCUACUUUCUGUAGGCUUCUGGUCCUUUCGAGGUCCCUCUGUGCCUCUCCCCUGGGGUUUGUGGCUGUCACCCUGCCUGACACUUUGGUGGCCUAAGGUAAACAGCAGUCUUGGAGCCUGUGCUGACUGUACUGUCAGCACAGAAGUCCUAUCUUAGGACCUGUCAGACUGUGGCCGGCCCUGGAUGGUCUGAGGUUGGCUGACGUGAGCUGUGCACCAUCAUCUACCACAGGAUUUUGGGGUGGGGAGAAGGGCUCUGUCCCUUCCCAGGGACAACACGGGCAUUUCUGGGCAUAAUUGGGCAUGCACAUGUUCUCAGUACAGUGUGUUCUUGGAUUUUUCUAAUUUGGUCCAGGCCGCAGUUAGCAUAUUAGGAAAAGAAUAAGCUAGAGGUCCUCAUGAAGCCACCACCGUGGAUUUUUUUUUUUUUUAGCUGGGACUACAGGCACUCGCCACCAAGCGCAGCUCAUUUUGUAUUUUGGUAGAGAUAGGGUUUCCCCCUAGGCUAGUCUUGAACUCCUAACCUCAUGAUCCGCCCACCUCGGCCUCUCAAAGUGCUAAGAUUACAGGUGUGAACCACUGCACCCGACCACUGGGAAUAUUUUAUGUCAUGUGUCUUCCCUUGCCCUGGGCCUCCUCCUUCUCCUGCCUGGGAAAGAGGUAUGACUCCCAGAGGAGCAAAGAAUCUUGGGGGCUUCCAGUUCCCUUAGCCAUCUCCACCAUGCUGAGCUAUUCAGAGCUCAGCACUGAGACAGAGAGGCAAGUCCAGCAGCUGCGAUGUGUGCUCCAGGCUGGUACAGAGCACCCAUUGCCCAUGGCUAAUGUCAGUAAUCAACCUAUGUACCUUUCCCACUGAACCUGGACAGGGCCUCUGGGCCUCAGCACAGAACUGCAGACAGCCACCACCAGGCACUGUCAACAAGACCUGAGUUCCCCCUACUGCUCCCCUAUGGAGCAAUCCAUUCCAUUCAGAGCAGGGUGACUGGCAGUCUCCGGACAGGCAUGGGGCAAGGGUGGGGAUUGCCAGCGUUUGCUUGUGUCUAGGAGUUAAGAACAAGCUGGUCACCAAAAUCGGCGUCACCCUGGGUGCCCAGCAGCACUGUACUGUGUCUUGGGGCUAUGAGUCAAAGAAAAGGUCCCUGUCCCACGGAGUGACAGGCAGUAAUUAGGCUGAGUUGGGUGGGGAGGUUUGUUUCAGCCUCCACUGUUCCCGGAAACCACUGUACUCCUUGGAGCUGCCACUGGGAGUUGGAGUGUUUAUUUGAUUUCUGACUUGCUAAGCCUGUAAUUUACCUGCUGGAACAGACAGAGUCCAGCUGCCCAAACCAUGUCAUUAAAAGCAGAUCUUGGGCCCGUCACAUCCACAGGCACAGCCCGUCAGGGUGGUUCCACCUCCCAUGUGCCCAAGGAUGCACCUCUCUGGAGUUCACAUGCUGCACCCCAGAGAUGGGGCUAGGGAGAGCUGGUCUGGCAGCAGGGGUAGUGGCUGGGGCCAUGCUGUGGGACAGCAGCCCCUCCACUCAGAGCAGGAGGGCCUCUGUGUGCAAGUGCAGAGUAUGAGACCCUUCCAUGUAUGCAAAGGGUGGGCCCAGGCUGUCUGGAAACAGUGAGUUCCUUACUAGUCUAGCGCUUCAAGCUCAGCUAGCAGGGACUGGAAGAGGCACUGGCCUGAAUGUCAGGAGACAGAUAUUCUGGUUCCAACUCAGCCACUGACUUGAUGUCAAGACAAGUCCUCUUUCUUAUUCACGCUUC
Molecule: messenger RNA, 4024 nt
Organism: Callithrix jacchus (white-tufted-ear marmoset)
Lineage: Eukaryota; Metazoa; Chordata; Mammalia; Primates; Cebidae
Source: RefSeq, a predicted model, not a curated record